Messenger RNA from Habropoda laboriosa, 437 nucleotides. RefSeq lists its product as uncharacterized. The transcript has 3 exons. The coding region runs from base 36 to 437 and encodes 133 amino acids. NCBI's taxonomy places the organism in Eukaryota, Metazoa, Arthropoda, Insecta, Hymenoptera, Apidae. The record is from RefSeq and is a predicted model, not a curated record.
UUGAAGCUGAAUAAACAUUUACACCGUAACUCGUAAUGCACAAAACAGAUUCUGCGGAUUUCACGAGCCGCGUUAAGCUGCUGUUGAAAUUAAUGACAAGCAGUUCUACGAAAGAAUCAACGAGCACCGAAGACGACGACUAUUUUAUCAGCUCCGACGAAUCAGAUAUCAGUACCGAUGAUAACGACGAGGACCAGUCUGACGAAAUCGAGCAGAACUUGGAAAAAGAAAACAAUUACAAUAAGACUGUUCAUCUGAAUAAAUUCUUCGAAGAGCACGUGGAGAACACGAGAAAACACUUAUCAUCGAGUGUACAUAACGAUAGUGUCUGGAACGAUUUCGUGUUUGAGGACAAAAUGUACAGGGUGAUUCCUCUGAAAUUAAGCGAAAAACUAUUGAAAUCGAAAGGUUCGAUUCUAUCGAAGAAAAAUCGCUAG